This is a messenger RNA of Hyaloscypha bicolor E, 1095 nucleotides long. Its product is annotated as glycoside hydrolase family 18 protein. The transcript has 3 exons. Gene Ontology annotation, molecular function: chitinase activity. Gene Ontology annotation, cellular component: extracellular region. The record is from RefSeq and is a predicted model, not a curated record. The annotation marks the transcript as partial. Lineage: Eukaryota; Fungi; Ascomycota; Leotiomycetes; Helotiales; Hyaloscyphaceae. Gene Ontology annotation, biological process: carbohydrate metabolic process.
AUGCCCUCCCUAAGAUGCCUGGAACAUUUAAUACUUUCUCUGUUGGUUUUCACCUGUUUAACUUCUGGUUAUGAUGCGUCGUCGAACACGAAUAUUGCCAUGUACUAUGGCCAAGGACCUGGUGAAAAUGAGCUUGGACUCGCCCAUUUCUGUGAAAGCAAUGGUGUUGACAUCAUCCCUCUCGGGUUCAUGAACCGCUACCUAGCGCAAGCUAAUGGGUACCCUGGGACGAACUUUGGAGGCUCUUGUUUUGCAGAAAACUUUACCGCACCUGGAUAUAAUGGCGUAAAUGACCCUGCACUGAAUGAUCUUCAAAAGAAAUGCCCAACUAUGGUUUCUGGAAUUCCACAUUGCCAGUCUUUGGGAAAGAAGAUCCUGCUGUCUUUAGGCGGCCAGGUGGUCACAGAGAAUUCUUACGCGCUCACCAGCGUUGAAGAUGCCGAGUACAUGGCCGACUUCUUAUGGGGCGCCUUUGGACCGCUGAAUCCUUCAGCGAAUUGGUCACGCCCAUUUGAUACUGAAGGGGUAGUUAACGAGGUUGAUGGCUUUGAUUUCGAUAUUGAGCACGUAAAUCCCGGCGAGCAAGAGUAUUAUAUCAUUCUAAUUACCCGACUUCGUAGCUAUUUCGACACUGCGGACAAGCAAUAUUUAAUCACGGGUGCUCCACAAUGCCUCUUCCCAGACCAGCAGAUGGGCGAUAUAAUCAACCAAGUCCAAUUUGAUAUACUCUUCGUUCAAUAUUACAAUACGCCACAGUGCUCGGCCCGCGAAUGGGUGAGCAGCAACCCGGGAUUUGGUAUUUCAACCAACAUGGAGAACUCGAGUGGUUUCAAGAAAAAUUUCGACGCCUUGGUUACCUCCUUACCAGGGUCGAAGAGUAAAGACACCAGGGUUUACAUUGGCCUGCUGGGAUCUACUAGUGCUGGCCUCUCAGGAGACUAUCUUAAUCCUGCAUCAGAGGUAGCACCAUUAAUCAAGGCCCAUUUCUGCAAUCCCUAUUUCGGCGGAGUCAUGAUUUUUGACGCAGGACACUCUGAGCAAAAUGUUGAGGAAGACGGAAAACCUUUUUAUGAGGAGAUCAAAGAUAUUCUAGUC